ACUCAUUUACUCAUAUUUUCAUCUUCCGUUUUUUCAAACCCUAGCUAUGACUGAAGAAAUCUCUGCCGCCGCCGAGGAAGUUAUCAUCGAGCCAGCAACGAAGAUCCAGAAAAUCGGUCAGAACGGUUGCGAUCAUCAUGUCUCUGUUCUGAAGGUGAAGAAACUCUCUGAAGAUGCUGUUCUACCUUCUAGGGCUUCUCCUCUCUCUGCCGGUUACGAUCUCUCCAGUGCUGUGGAGAUGAAAGUUCCUGCUAGAGGAAAAGCAUUAGUUCCGACAGAUCUUAGCUUCGCCAUACCUGAAGAAACCUAUGGUCGAAUCGCUCCACGUUCUGGUUUGGCAUGGAAACACUCGAUUGAUGUUGGCGCUGGAGUGAUCGAUGCUGAUUACAGAGGUCCUGUUGGAGUUCUCUUAUUCAACCACUCUGAUGUUGAUUUUGAGAUCAAAUCUGGCGAUAGGAUUGCGCAGCUCAUUAUAGAGAAGAUCAUGACGCCUGAGGUUGUUGAGGUGGACGAGUUGGAUUCAACUGUUCGUGGUGCAGGUGGAUUUGGAUCUACUGGUGUCAAAAAAGGAUGAAGAUGAUGAUGAUGGAUUAGAAUCUAGAUAGGUAUGUAAGAAUAUCGGUUAUUAAUCUUUUGGUAAUUUUGUUCCUCAAUAGAGGAAACGGCUGAUCCUACUUUCUUCCAAGUUCCAAUCCAUGUAUGUUCUUGCUGCUUUUGUAAGUGGAUUGAAAAAACUUGAUUAUGUAUUAAUUGCUAUAUAUGCUAGUUUAUGCAGAUUGAUGAUCAUUAAUUUGUGUA
This is a messenger RNA of Impatiens glandulifera, 798 nucleotides long. Its product is annotated as deoxyuridine 5'-triphosphate nucleotidohydrolase-like. Bases 47 to 574 code for a protein of 175 amino acids. Lineage: Eukaryota; Viridiplantae; Streptophyta; Magnoliopsida; Ericales; Balsaminaceae. Gene Ontology annotation, biological process: dUTP catabolic process; dUMP biosynthetic process. The transcript is spliced from 2 exons. The record is from RefSeq and is a predicted model, not a curated record. Gene Ontology annotation, molecular function: magnesium ion binding; dUTP diphosphatase activity.